Molecule: messenger RNA, 675 nt
Organism: Ciona intestinalis (vase tunicate)
Lineage: Eukaryota; Metazoa; Chordata; Ascidiacea; Phlebobranchia; Cionidae
Product: dolichyl-diphosphooligosaccharide--protein glycosyltransferase subunit DAD1-like
Biological process (GO): protein N-linked glycosylation
Cellular component (GO): oligosaccharyltransferase complex; membrane
Source: RefSeq, a predicted model, not a curated record
CUUGACUAGUGUGCUACGUCAUAGCCGUUCGUUACAGCGAUUUCGGCGUUUGUAUACGAAGUUACUACGUGUCGACGAAAUUUUGCAAAACUUGUGAAGAAUUUCAAUUCCAAACCGUUCUAGUCAAUUUAAAUUAAAUUACAAUCAUGUCUUCGGAAAAUAUUUUCUCUGUGGCAGUCAAGUUUGUCGGUGAUUACAUGAACAGAACUCCACAGAAACUUAAGAUAAUUGAUUCUUACCUUACCUAUAUUCUGUUGACCGGCAUCAUUCAAUUCUUGUAUUGUGCGUUGGUCGGGACAUUUCCCUUCAACUCGUUUCUGUCAGGAUUUAUUUCAUGCGUUGCAUCGUUUGUUCUUGCUGUGAACUUGAGACUGCAAGUAAACCCAGAGAAUUCCCGGGAUUUCAAAUCUGUAGCUCCGGAACGAGCAUUUGCCGACUUUCUCUUUGCUCAUGUCGUUCUUCACCUCGUAGUCAUCAACUUUAUUGGUUAAUCAAAAUUUCAUGAAAAUAGAGAAAAAUUUUAUAAUGGAUUCUUCUCCAAAUUUUUUUGGCUCCAAUGUUUUGUGAUUACAAACCUGUUAAAGUUGAAGCAAUAAUGUAAAUACUGGUUGCUACGGUGAAGCAUCAGCGUAAAAUAUAAAAUGACUUGUCGCAAUAAAAUUCUAUACAAAAAAA